Lodderomyces beijingensis is the source of this 411-nucleotide messenger RNA. The record is from the annotation of a GenBank genome assembly. Lineage: Eukaryota; Fungi; Ascomycota; Pichiomycetes; Serinales; Debaryomycetaceae.
AUGGCUGUUGAACAGAUCACCAAAGGCGGUGCGUCCACCGCCGUGGUCGGCUCCAAACAACGGGAAGAAGAGCAAAUAGUCAAUGGAGUCAACUUGGUGAAAUUGAGAAUCCCCAGUGUACAAGCGAGAGAUUUCGAAUCCACCAUUCUCGCUGGCAGAAAUCACCACAUAAUAAGAAAUGAAAAAUUGCCCACGCUCACGAGAACUAGGGGCACCGGCAUCGACGGUGAUGGAAAAGAAGAAGAGGACAAGCUCAUGCACGUUUCCGACUCACGCAUCUUCCAUGCGGCUGUAGUUCGGUCUUCGCUAAUCUUGACUUUUGGCGUUGCUGUCUGCUUGAAUUCUGCUGCUUGGUUGGUACUGCUUGUUUGGGAAACAAUUAGCUGCUGGUUAAUUAGGUUGAUUUUUUAG